Phytophthora nicotianae INRA-310 is the source of this 1542-nucleotide messenger RNA. RefSeq lists its product as hypothetical. The transcript has a single exon. Gene Ontology annotation, cellular component: Golgi apparatus. NCBI's taxonomy places the organism in Eukaryota, Oomycota, Peronosporomycetes, Peronosporales, Peronosporaceae. The record is from RefSeq and is a predicted model, not a curated record. Gene Ontology annotation, biological process: protein O-linked glycosylation. Bases 16 to 1461 code for a protein of 481 amino acids. Gene Ontology annotation, molecular function: alpha-1,3-mannosyltransferase activity.
GCGAGUUCCGCGCAGAUGACAGCAAAGAACCCUCUCACACAGCCCCCUUCCUCCCCAAGCGCGAGGCGGCCGUUGUUGCUACUGGUGGCGGUGGCGAGCAUCCUCGCCACAACCAUCUACGUCAACACAAGACUCGCCAAUAAUGCGUCGGUUGGUCUCAGUAACAGCUUGGGAGCCACUCCGUACAACCAUUCGCAUCUAGACUGGAAGAUGGACACGGCUGCAUUCGAAGACAGCGUCGCGGCCGCAGCACAUCCGACAUCAUCGUUCUACAGGCGUGGGAAGACCUUCGACAGGAGUGUGAGCCGUGAGCGCGCGGCCAUGGUGUGCCUUCACGAUGCGAUGCUGAACAUGGGACUGUCACUCAUUAGAGAGCUACGCUGUCUUGGCAACCGAGAACUCAUUCAAGUGUAUCACUGCGGAAAAGAGCUCUCAGAUCGAUCGGUGGAACUCUUGUUCAGUCUGGACAACCGCGUGGAACUCGUGGAUGUUUGUUCUGAUCUUUCGUCUCGCGGUGUCAUAUCGACAGAAAUGGCGUCAAAGUUUCGGAGCUGGUGGAUCAAGCCGCUUGCAAUGUACCACACGGAUGUUCGCCAUGUAAUGCUGCUGGACGUGGAUGAUGUCAUCUUAAAAGAUCCUGCAAUUGUGCGCAGUCUUGAUGGAUACGUGAAGACUGGCACCACGUUCUUCUACGACCGAGUCAUCACACUAAGGAAAUUUCUGACUGGCAACGAUACUGGGAAAAUGUACGUGCACAAACUGCUCCAUGACUUUGACUAUGCCAGAUACAACGUAUCCGAGGGAUUCGCUCCCUCUGAGCACAUGCUCAAUACCUUUGCCUACCGAGGCAAGUCUAUUCAUGAGAUGGAUUCAUCAAUGGUGUUGAUCGACAAGAAACGUGCAGGGAAGACUGUCAUGGACAUUUUGUUUUGGUUUAUCACGAAGGAACGCUUUCGUUUCACGUAUUCAUGGGGAGAUAAGGAGACUUUUUGGUUAGCAUUCGAGGUGGCACGUGCGCCGUACUUCUUCUCGCCAUGGGGUGUUAGCGUGGUGAAUUCGAUGCCGAAUGAAGACAUGAAGAACCACCCUGACUCACUUUGCGGUAGUAUCCUGCAGUAUAUGCCAGUUCAGGACAAUGGCAGUGAGGAGCCAGAAAUUCUGUACAUGAACGGCAAGGCGCUGAUCGACCCGUAUCCUCAAGGCAUCAAAUUUAUCCAGAAGGCAAAGCAGAACAAUUUGUUCAAUACUGUUCCAACUCAUAUGACGCCUCGUCAACAGCGAAGACAAGUCGACAAGGCGGCGUACCCAGGCAAAAAGUUCAAUACCGAGUGUCUGGUUGGAAUGGGAGCGACACCAUUACCAGAUUAUUUUUCGCAGAAUCUGUUGCGUCGCCGUCUUCACUUUCUCGGCAUCGCCAUGGGUGUUCUGGGCUCGCUACAACAUUGCGAGACGUACAAAUAGAACCAGUCGUCAACGUUUAAUUAGUGUUUGGUUUUUCACGCAACAAUUCAUGUACACAUACACUAUCCUACGUUGCAGAGU